Molecule: messenger RNA, 3577 nt
Organism: Pyricularia grisea
Lineage: Eukaryota; Fungi; Ascomycota; Sordariomycetes; Magnaporthales; Pyriculariaceae
Exons: 2
Coding region: 240-2759 (839 amino acids)
Biological process (GO): regulation of DNA-templated transcription
Molecular function (GO): zinc ion binding; DNA-binding transcription factor activity, RNA polymerase II-specific
Source: RefSeq, a predicted model, not a curated record
UCUGGGUUCCUCUUCCUAACGACCUCCCCCAAACCGGCAGUCUCAGCAUCGCCUUCGAGGUGAUGUUUGCUCUUCAAUCUUGCUGACCGCUUCCGCUGCCAGUGUCAGUGCCGCAUCUGCACCGUUUCAAAGCAGAGCAAGCGGUGUAGACAGCCGUUGACGAUACAAUACUAUCAAACCCUCGACAAGCCUCGAUCCUCUUUUUUUUCCUCUCCUCUUUUUUUCCCGAUUCUUUCACGAUGACUUACGACUACCGAGGAAACCAGUUUUUGGAACAGCUUGCGAGGGAAAACUUCGCAUACGCCACGACUUCCGCCGCCUCUGCCGCAACUACCACAACGGCACCGGCAAACACCAUCACCACAAUGUCACAAUCAAAUCGCCAGAGCCCUGGCGCCUGGCAGGUGUCGUACGACAUGGCCGCCUCUGUUGGUGCGGUCGCUCCGAUGCACUCCCCGACGUCUCAGAGCCUCUCGGCCUCGUCACCUGAAGAUUCACAGCAGGCCUCUUCGCCGGGCCACCACAGCUCCGCUGCUUCGAGUCCUUUGCAGCACCAGCUCUCACCGUUCCAGACGACCGCUCUCCCGCUGCUUACAGAUUGGGCGCUCCAGCAGCAACAACAGCAACAUCAGCAGCAGCAGCAGCAGUCUCACCAGUCUCAGGUUCCCCAAAAUAUGCCACUCUUCCAGGACAACUCAGCAGCUCUGAUGAGCUUUGGACCCUUCGGGACAGGCUUCCAGCACGCGCCCAUCGAGUACCUCCCCGCAACGACCGGUGCCCUGGAGCCUGCUAUCCAAUUGGAGCCGGCUUUCAGCAACAUGUCAACGGUCGAGAACCCGCACCAAGCGCUUACCUGGAACAUGGGCAUUGCAAAUUGGCAGGACUUUGGCACGACGAUGACGCCUUUCCCUCAGAUGCCCGAGGCCAUGCCAAAUGUGGGCAGCUUGGGAAGCCAUUCUCCCACUGGUACUUAUCUGGAGGUCUUGUCACUCAACUCUGGGAGUGACAAUGGCUGGACGACGGUGGACUUCCCUGCCUACCACGAUCCUACUGGGUUCUCGCAACAGGCUCAGAACACUGCCAUCUUCAACCCUGGCCAGACGCUUCACCUGAGGUCAAACUCGGACUCCUCGCAUUCUGACUUGGAGUUUGGCAGCAGCUACGAGGAAGUCAACUUCCCGUACUCUCCUUUCUCUCCUGGUUCUGAUACCCUCGACGUCGUCAACCACCGCAACUGCUUCUCGAGCGAUGGCCACCACCACCACCAUCACCAACAGACCGAGACCAUCAGCCCGGCUGCUGCUGUUGGACCCAUGCCCAUCAAGGCUGCUGCGCCAUCAACCAGGCCCGCACAAGCCAGCGGUUCGGGAGCGGGUGCUUCAUCUUCUUCGGCAUCACCCCCAGCCCGCCGCACGUCGGGUCCUCGUAAGAGCCCGAUUGCCAAGCCGACCAAGUCUGUCAUUCGCAGGACGUCGACUGGCAAGGACGGCAAGACAGAAAAGAAGGUUGGCCGCCGCAAGGGUCCUCUUCUGCCCGAGCAGAGGAAACAGGCGAGUGAGAUCAGGAAAUUGCGUGCUUGUCUGCGCUGCAAGUUCCUCAAGAAGACUUGCGACAAGGGCGAGCCUUGCCAGGGUUGCCAGCCGUCACAUGCUCGUCUGUGGCAGGUUCCCUGCACUCGCAUUGACAUCAAGGACGUCAACUACUUCAUGAAGGACUGGAAGGCCGACUACGAGCGCCACCUUGACCGCGGCGUUUCGGUUUACAACGUCAAGGGCUUCGCUCAGAAGGAGACUUUGAUGUGGGUCACGCACGGUUACGGAUACUGCCUCCCCAUCAUGGUCCGCGAGGUCUUCGUUGCCGACGAGAGCUGUUUCCACGUCGACUGGGUCGAGUCUCACCUCACCGACCAGGAGCCCAUCGACUUUGAGAUUCGUACCGAGAGGCUCGAUGUCGGUCAAGAUGGUAUUAGCAUUGAGUCCCUGGACCAGUACCUUGACAAGCACAUUGACCAGUCAUGGGAGAGCUUCGUCGAUGAUCACUUCGAGGGCACGCCAUUCAUCAGCGAGAUCCUCAAGACGGCCCACCGAUUCUACGUUAAGGAGAAGCUCCCUGUGAUCCGCAAAGCGCUCAAGCUUGUCCUCGCCUACAACCUGACGCUUCACAUCACCAUGGUGGAGCAGCAGGGCGCCGAGAACUUUGCCGAGGGUCAGAUUGAUGACGAGGAUUCCAAGUACUUUGGCAAGAUCGUCGCUCCCGUCAUGAUCAACUUCCAGAUCAAGUGCGCCAUGGCCGACAUGUGGCGCGAGCUGCAGAAGGAGAUCCUCGAGGAGCUGUCUGCUCUCUACUCUAGCGUUUACAGCGGCGACAGGCUCAAGAACUGGCCGACCAUUUUCAUGCUCGCAGCUAUUCUCCUGUGUGUCUGGGAGGAGAUGCAAUUCGACUGCCACUACCGCGUGCCCGACCCCAUCGCUGUCAACAAAUUCUGCAAUGACAUGGAGUCGACCCCCGUUGGUGUCAUUGUCGGUCUUUUCCAUGCCAUCUCUCAGAAGCUUCCCGCCUUCACCGAAUGGGACACCCGCAGACACGGCCAGCUGCUCAACAACAACCCGGCCGUGUGUGAGGCCAUGACAGAAGUGCGCCAACAUGUGACCAAGCAUGAACAAUACCUGAGGGGACGCGCCGACGCCAAGUUCGACCGGUACGACUUCGACUCUUUAUCCAACAAGUUCCUCUCCAAGUUGGUCAUCCGUGCCAACUAAGACACUUGUCCGAUUAUCAACGUCGACACCGGCCCUUUUCAGUGUUACAUGAUACCAUUCUAUCCAUGUCUUGCUUGCCAUCUGAAACCUGUACGAUCUAUUGACGGUCGGCAGUUUACAUUUGGCUCAGAUUGUUUACUUGAUUUCCUUUGUUAGUUACAUUCGGUUGGAUUGGAUCAUUGAGCGACGGCGUCUCUUCUCUUCUUCCUUCCCGCAUUAUUCUUUAUUUGCUUUUAACCUUCGAUCGGAAAUGACGGCGACGCUGUCGGCCACUACACGUACGACACAAAGACGCUACGAGAACCCACGACACAAACCAAUGCGCCUGGAGCACCUCAACUUCAUGACCACACGUUUUAUGCACCCAACUUUACCGACGCUCUUUAGCACUACACCUUAUGAUCUGCUUUCUUCACGAUCUGUAUGACCGGUUGUUGUUGUUUUUAUCUUACUUUUUUUUUCUUUUUUUUUUUCUUAUCUCAUUUUAUUUCCUUUGUCAGAUAUGCCCUGAAAUGUUGGGUGGGAAAUUUUGACCUCGAAAUCACGGAGGGAUGAUGAAUUUAUUGUUUUCUUUGGCUUUUGAGUUACUUUUUUAAUGAGACAAAAGAGGCAAAACGGAGCUACGAAGCGCUGAGACAUUUUAUCAUUACGAUACAUACGUUACCUUACUUUGGGCAUAUAGGUUAUAUGCAGCGAAAGCAUGGUUCAAGGCGUUCGUUCUUGGUUGGGCUUGUCCAGCGGACACCUCGACAUAUCAUCGACGAGAACAUAUCGAAAGAUUCAGACAUAAAACAUGAUUACAUUUGAACAGAGACACA